Molecule: messenger RNA, 1200 nt
Organism: Vittaforma corneae ATCC 50505
Lineage: Eukaryota; Fungi; Microsporidia; Nosematidae
Product: 26S protease regulatory subunit 6A
Exons: 1
Coding region: 1-1200 (399 amino acids)
Biological process (GO): proteasome-mediated ubiquitin-dependent protein catabolic process
Cellular component (GO): proteasome regulatory particle, base subcomplex
Molecular function (GO): proteasome-activating activity; ATP binding; ATP hydrolysis activity
Source: RefSeq, a predicted model, not a curated record
AUGAGUCUGGAGAAACUAAGAGAAUUAGAUCCAAACGUGGACAAAAUGAGUUUGGAGGAAAUAUCAGAGCGAACCAAGAUGAUCAACAGUGAAAUACGAUUACUACAGAAUGAAAUUAAUAGUAUCAAAAAUGAGAUUCACAACAAGUCUACAAUGGUUGCAGAGAAUAUGUCUAAGAUCAAGCUUAACAAAAUUUUACCAUUUUUGGUUGGGAAUGUUGUUGAGAUUUUCGAUAACCACAGUGGUGUUAUUUUAACUUCAACCAGGCAGUAUUCAUAUCUGUCAAACCUGGGGUUGGUUCCGACCGAAGAUCUUUCAGCUGGAGACUCUGUUGCGCUUCACAAGGAGACUAACAUUGUUUUUGAAAAGCUGCCACCCACAUACGAUAACAAGGUCUUAGCAAUGGAAUUGGAUGUAAAGCCAGAUGAAACAUAUGAGGACAUUGGUGGCUUGGACAGGCAAAUUGAGGAGUUGAAUGAGGCGAUUGUGCUUCCGCUUAUGUAUCCGGAAAGAUUCAAAAGGCUGAAUAUUACACCGCCCAAAGGCGUGCUGAUGUACGGGCCACCAGGCACAGGAAAGACUUUGAUGGCUAGAGCAUGUGCUGCGAAGACCAGUGCUUCUUUCCUCAAGCUGGCCGGGCCACAGCUUGUUCAAAUGUACAUUGGCGAUGGUGCUAGACUUGUGAGGGAUGCCUUUGCUCUUGCCAGAUCUAAAAAGCCAUGCAUAAUUUUUAUUGACGAAAUCGAUGCUAUCGGUAUUAAGAGAUCAGCAUCAGAUAAAACCGGUGACAGAGAAGUUCAGAGGACUAUGCUUGAGUUACUGAAUGAACUCGAUGGAUUCACUGUGCACGAUGAUAUUAAAAUUAUUGCAGCAACCAAUCGAGUAGAUAUUCUUGAUCCAGCAUUGCUUAGAUCUGGGCGCUUGGAUAGAAAAAUAGAGUUUCCACUUCCAAAUGUUGAAGGCAGAAAGCGGAUUUUACAGAUACAUGCAAGAAAAAUGACGGUGGGUCCCAAUGUUAAUUUUGAUGAGCUUGCAAGAUCAACCGAGGGAUUUAAUGGUGCGCAGUGCAAGGCUGUAUGCGUUGAGGCAGGUAUGGCAGCUAUCCGAAAGAGCAAGAAUGAAAUUGGGCACAAUGAGUUUAUCCAGGGAAUAUCUGAGGUCAUGUCUAAGAAGAAGUCUAGUGUUGUAUAUUUCACUUAA